AAAACCACGAUUAUCAUUGAAUCCAGCACACUCAUAGCAAACGGAAACAUGAACUCCCUACUGAUACUGUUCUGUGCAAUCUGUUCGAUGGGCUUCGUAUCCUGUCAGGAGAGAUGCGACGGCCAGAACAGUUUCUGCUUCCCAAAUGUUGUGACGAACUGGAUCGGAGCGGCCGAGUACUGCAGCCGUAACAACUGGAGACUGGCCAUACUGGAUACGGAGCAGAAGCAGCAACAGGUGGAGACAUUGGCCCAGCAAGUGGAUGCCUUCCGAACGGCCAAAGUUGAACUGUGGAUCGGAGCGAGCGACUUGGCCAGGGAAGGAAAAUUCGUAUGGCAUCCCACCGGAUUGGACGUUAGCUAUUCGAAGUGGCUCGCGGGAAAACCGGACAACAAAGGCGGGCACGAGCACUGUGUCCAUCUGUGGUACGAGCCGUCGCGUCGUUUCCAGUGGCACUGGAAUGAUGUCGUUUGUGGCUCAACGCGUCGCUUCGUUUGCGAAAGGACGUAAGCUGAUGCAGUUCUUUGUUCCCGAAGUACCACUUACAAGGAAUCGCAUUGUCGAGUAUUCUUUAGUGGUUUCUUAGACAUUGUCGACCAGCGGCUGCUUUUAAAUAAAAAAAACAAA
Messenger RNA from Armigeres subalbatus, 627 nucleotides. RefSeq names its product C-type lectin 37Db-like. The transcript is spliced from 2 exons. The record is from RefSeq and is a predicted model, not a curated record. Gene Ontology annotation, molecular function: signaling receptor activity. Lineage: Eukaryota; Metazoa; Arthropoda; Insecta; Diptera; Culicidae. The coding region runs from base 49 to 510 and encodes 153 amino acids.